This is a messenger RNA of Pangasianodon hypophthalmus (striped catfish), 3569 nucleotides long. It is a transcript of the gene ppef1, whose product is annotated as protein phosphatase, EF-hand calcium binding domain 1. The record is from RefSeq and is a predicted model, not a curated record. Gene Ontology annotation, cellular component: nucleus; cytosol. Gene Ontology annotation, molecular function: calcium ion binding; protein serine/threonine phosphatase activity; protein binding. Bases 556 to 2688 code for a protein of 710 amino acids. The transcript is spliced from 19 exons. NCBI's taxonomy places the organism in Eukaryota, Metazoa, Chordata, Actinopteri, Siluriformes, Pangasiidae. Gene Ontology annotation, biological process: detection of stimulus involved in sensory perception.
CCCUACUACCGACUCACUCUGUCGUAUUCAGAAUGGAAUGUCGUGCUAAUGUUUCCACAGCAGGUCGUGCUGAGAGGAACUGAAGCGCGCUAGCAAUGGACAGGUCCUGUUAGCUGGGGCUGAAUCCCAAACGGAAUCUUAUAGGAUAUAUAGUGCACUUGAAAGGGUCUACAAACUAUUGGUUCUGUCUUUUUUUAUUUAUUUAUUUAAAAAAAAAAAAAAAACCUCAGUGCUUCACAGGUGGCGUGAUAUUUUGACAUUGCGUCUAGUGUGCUAGUGUGGUGUGGAGGUACAUUGAGUUAAUAUAGGGUGUAGUGCACUUGUAUAGGGAACAUGGAGUAAUUUGAAAUUCAGCCAGGAGUGCUCCACAGCAUCUCCAAAGCAGACUGGAAAUGUAAAGUGUGUUUAUGCUUCAACUUCUUGGGGUUGCCAGGUUUCAGUAACAUUUCCAGCCCAACUGCAUUUCCAAAGACCUGAAACUAGCCCAAAAAUUGGGGCAUUGGGUUUGCGAUCACAAAGACACAUGAUCAGGCAGAAAACAUUCAUGUCGACAUUAUGGGUUGUGGCGCCUCAGUAGCCACUGAGAACCAAGGAAGGCCGUCAGAAAUCGAUUUGAUGGUCAAGCCGCCCAGCCCAGUACUGACGAUGAAAGCUGCAGUACUGAUCCAGCGCUGGUACCGGCGUUACAUCGCCCGGCUCGAGAUCAGGAGACGAUACACUUGGAACAUCUUCCAGUCCAUAGAGUACGCGGGAGAACAGGACCAGUUACAGCUUUCCAGUUUCUUCAGCUUCAUGUUGGAUAACUUCACACAUCUCAAUGGGAAUGGACCAGAUCUGAUCUCUCACCUGCUGGACCCGGCCGUAGACCCUGUAACAGAGGAACUCAGACAGUACAAGUACGAGCAGAUCACAGUUCCCGAGUCAUACAUCGGCCCUCGCCUCUCCUUCCCCCUGAGCGUCACUGAUACCAACACCCUGCUCAGCGCCUUCAAGGAGCAGCAGAUUCUCCAUGCCAAAUACGUGCUGCAGCUACUUCAUGAGACGCAGAAGUUUCUAAAACAGAUGCCAAAUGUCAUCUACCUGUCAUCGUCCUAUGCCAAGGAAAUCACAAUCUGCGGUGACCUACAUGGAAGACUAGAUGAUUUGCUCCUUAUAUUCUAUAAGAACGGUCUGCCAUCUGCUGAGAACCCCUACAUAUUCAACGGGGACUUUGUGGAUCGUGGUAAGAAGUCCAUGGAAAUUAUCAUCAUCCUAUUUGCCUUUCUGCUCCUCUACCCAGAUCACAUGCACCUCAAUCGAGGCAACCAUGAGGAUCACAUCAUGAACCUGAGAUAUGGCUUUACAAAAGAAGUGAUGCAGAAGUACAAGACCCACGGGAGAGAAAUCCUCCAGCUCCUUCAGGACGUGUUCAGCCUGCUCCCAAUUGCUACCAUUAUCGAUAACAAAGUCCUCAUUGUUCAUGGCGGCAUCUCGGAUGAAACUGACUUGGACUUUCUAAGCUCUGUUGAAAGACACAAGGUAAAGUCAGCUUUGAGGCUACCCAAGUGCAGUCUGGAUCACAUGCGUGUCUGCAAUGACAGCAAUGGCAAGUCGAAGCGGAAGGAUAAGAGUCGCCUCACCUGGCAGAGCAGCAGCUCCUCUUCCUCCUCCUCCUCCUCGUUGUGCUCACCCCAGGGAUCACGGUGUGCUCCCCCAUCCCCCAGACUCCCUAGCCCUGCUGACAUACUGCAAGUUCCCUUCCUCGACUCCAUAGUGUCACUUGCUAUGCCUGAGGCACCCAGAGAAGAGCUGGAGUGGAAGCAGAUUGUGGAUGUGUUGUGGAGCGACCCAAAGAGCCAGAACGGAUGCAGUCCGAACACGUUCCGUGGCGGAGGAUGCUACUUCGGGCCCGAUGUUACACGUCGGCUUCUGGAAAAGCACGGCAUGCGCCUACUUAUUCGAUCACAUGAGUGCAAGCAGGAGGGCUAUGAGCUCUGCCAUGAUGGACAGGUAAUCACUAUUUUCUCGGCAUCUAACUACUACGAGGAGGGCAGUAAUCGUGGUGCGUACAUCAAGCUGGGUCCAGAUCUGAUCCCACGUUUCUUCCAGUACCAAGUGAGCCGCAGCACCAGGAAGCUUACUUUGCAACAGAGAGUCAGUGUGGCUGAAAGCUCAGCUCUAAAGGCUCUGCAGGAAAAGCUGUUUGCCCAUCGCUCUGAUCUCAUGGCUGCCUUUCAGCAAUAUGAUAUCUACAACACAGGCAAGAUCUCCACCAAUGAAUGGGCUCAAGUAGUGGAAUCAGUGCUGAGGUUGGAUCUUCCAUGGCGUACUUUGAGACCACGUCUUGUGCGCCUGGCCUCUGAUGGAAAUGUAGAAUACGAGUCAUGCUUUGAAAACAUUGGUCCAGGGCAACCUAUGCCACAGGUGGCACCAAACUUAGCAGAAACACUGUACAGGUACCGAACUGACCUUGAGAUCAUCUUCAACAUCAUCGACAAGGACCAUUCAGGUCAGAUUUCCAUCGAGGAGUUCCGCCAGACAUGGAACCUGUUCAGUUCUCACUUGGGUGUGGAUGUGGAUGACCGAGCCAUUGAUGACAUGGCACGCAGCAUCGAUUUCAACAAGGAUGGCAGCAUCGACUUCAAUGAGUUCCUGGAGGCCUUCCGGGUCGUACAUAAGCUGGAUGUGAAGGACCAACAGCAAGGCUGACACACACGAUCACAUAUGACAAGACAAUAUAACGCACUGUUGAUCAAUAGCGCAGAUAUUGAUUGAUAUGAAAUGAAUGUAUCUGUACAUCUGCAUUCCAAUUCAUUUUAAUUUAAUGGCAGUGGAUCAUAAUUGCACUUCAUUUAAAAUUCAAAACAAAUGCUGAAAAAAUGGUCAUAUAUAGUUGGUCAGCAUUAAUAUGCUUAUUAGAUUUAAGCCUGCUUAUUUAGGUUUGAGUUUAUUCUCUUUAUAUUUACAGUAUAAUCUAGUUGAGAAUACAUAUGUGAAACUUGUCUGUAGCACACACUGUGCUGCUACUGUAUUUGAUACAGUGAUGAAUUGAUGGAUAAUUAGUGGAUAUUGAUGGAAUUAUACUUAUAUAAUAUGUUGUACUAUGGAAAAAACAGACUGUUAACUGCCAACAACACAUUAGGGUCAUUGUGUCUGAUGUAAACUGUUCAUUGCAUUCAAACUUGAUUUUAAACUAACGCUAAACACGGUACAUAUAAAACGUAAACAAGGCAUGAAACAGACUCGUGCAUGGCUGCAUUACGGCUGCAUAUUUUUCCUUCCGAGACAAUUCAUUCUCGAUACCUGAACAAUAAUUUGAUGUAUGCAAGAUUUAAUGCAGCCGAUAAAUCGGUACAAUUAUACAAGAGCUGUUUUCAUUUGAUAUGAUGUGAUUCAGUGUUGUUGUUCGAUGAGUAGUGUUCAGUUACACUUUGCUGGACUUGUGGUCAGUAUCGAUGAAAGAACAGCCUACAGACUGGAUAGUUUCCUUUCAGAGUGUGCUGGCACUGGCUGUACCCGGAUGUCCUUUUAGAGGUCAUGACAUUUUGGUGUAUAGGUAAAAACUACUUAAUAAAAACGUUUUUAUUCAA